AUGGCAGCACGCAGAGCACCAGCACGAAUGCCGACCCAAGCUCGUUCCCCACCCGCCUCUGCCGCCCAAGUCCACUCCCAGCACGCCUCCGCACAAGCCUCUGCCUCCGCACAAGCCUCUGCCUCCGCACAACAAUCAACCCAACAAGACGCACUUUCCGUCCUUCUCGUCACCGCAGGCUACGACCACACGAUUCGAUUCUGGGAAGCAUGGUCCGGCAUAUGUUCCCGCACGAUCCAACAUCCAGACUCCCAAGUCAAUCGUCUAUCUAUCUCUCCUGAUAAACGCUUCCUCGCAGCUGCAGCAAACACUCACAUCCGAUUAUACGAUUGUUCACUAGCAUCCCCUUCAGCCAUCGCCGCUGCCAACGCGGGAGCCGGUGGUGCGGGAGGAAACAACGUCGGCGCUCCCGCACAACCCAUCGCAACUUUGGAAGGACAUCAAGGGAAUGUAACAGCGAUCGCAUGGCAUUGCGAUAUGCAGUGGUUGGUAUCCGGUGGUGAAGAUGGCUUGUUGAAGAUUUGGGACUUGAGAACUUCGAGAGCUACGAGGAUAUACGAUCAUAGAGGGCCGGUCAACGAUGUUGUUGUUCAUCCCAAUCAGGGCGAGUUGGUAAGCUGUGAUCAGAAUGGAAGUGUGAAAGUGUGGGAUUUGGGUCAGAACGGAUGCAGUCAUGAGUUGGUGCCGGAAGAAGGUGUGCCCAUCCGCUCCGUUACCGUUGCUGCCGAUGGCAGUUGUUUAGUGGCGGGCAAUAAUACAGGAAAGGUGUAUGUUUGGAGGUUUAUCAAUGGAACCUAUGAGACUCAGCAGGGUCAGACUCCUUCGCCUGCGGUUGCAGGUGGUGAUUUUACCGAGUUGCAACCUGUAACUACGUUCCAAGCGCACGAAAAGUACUUGACCAGAGUACUGCUGUCGCCGGAUGUCAGACACCUGGCAACAUGCUCAGCAGACGCCACAGUCAAAAUCUGGUCUACAUCACGAUACGAGUUUGCCCUCGAGAAAACCCUCGUCGGCCAUCAGCGUUGGGUGUGGGAUGCAGCUUUCAGUGCCGAUUCGGCUUAUCUCGUCACUGCUUCUUCCGAUCAUGUUGCACGGUUGUGGGAGUUGGCGUCAGGAGAAACGGUGAGGCAGUAUAAUGGGCAUCACAGAGCUGCAGUCUGUGUCGCCUUGAAUGAUGCUUCUCUUGGAGGGGCAUAG
Molecule: messenger RNA, 1197 nt
Organism: Ustilago hordei
Lineage: Eukaryota; Fungi; Basidiomycota; Ustilaginomycetes; Ustilaginales; Ustilaginaceae
Exons: 2
Coding region: 1-1197 (398 amino acids)
Biological process (GO): regulation of actin cytoskeleton organization; TOR signaling
Cellular component (GO): TORC1 complex; TORC2 complex
Molecular function (GO): protein binding
Source: RefSeq, a predicted model, not a curated record